Molecule: messenger RNA, 732 nt
Organism: Pantherophis guttatus
Lineage: Eukaryota; Metazoa; Chordata; Lepidosauria; Squamata; Colubridae
Gene: TMEM203
Product: transmembrane protein 203
Biological process (GO): intracellular calcium ion homeostasis
Cellular component (GO): endoplasmic reticulum
Source: RefSeq, a predicted model, not a curated record
CCUCCCUCCCGCGGAGCCUGCGGCGGGGAUGCUGUUCUCGCUGCGGGAGCUGGUGCAGUGGCUGGGCUUCGCGCCGUUCGAGCUGCUGCUGCAGGCGGCGGCGCUGCUGGCGACGUCGGGGCUGCUGGCGCUGAAGGCGGACGGCGCGGCGGCCGGGCUGAGCUGGUGGAGCGUCUUCGCGCCGCUCUUCGCCGCCGACGGGCUGAGCACCUACUUCACGGCCAUCGUGUCGGUGCGGCUGUUCCAGGACGGCGAGAAGCGCCUGGCCGUGCUGCGUCUCUUCUGGAUCCUGACGCUGCUCAGCCUGAAGUUCGUCUUCGAGAUGCUGCUGUGCCAGAAGCUGGGCGAGCAGAGCCACGAGCCGCUCUGGUACGGGCUCAUCAUGUCGCCCGUCUUCAUCCUGCUUCAGCUCCUUAUGAUCCGCGCCUGCCGAGUCAAUUAGCAGCAGCAGCAGCAGCAGGGGGAAGAGGAGGCGGCGGCGGCGACGCCUUGCCAGGAAUGACCGGGCCCCUCUCGACCGGGACUCUACUGGAAGACGCUCUGACCGGCCGAGGACUGAAAGCUCACGCCAAGACCGCAAGGCCUCUCCCUGCCCUCACGGGUAACACUUCUUGUGCUCUGGGGGGUAUGGCAGCUCCUUAUCCUGUUCUGCCGUUGGACUCUGAUUUCUGAGGGCCAGAAGAUCUGGGCGAGUUCUGAUUAAAAUCAAGAAUAAAAUAUGUAGAGCCAGUA